GCUGCUAUGAAAACAUUUGGUUAUUCUUAUGUCUUCCAGUUCUGUUUCUCUCAAGGGAGUUAUGGCGCAAGCAAAGGUAUGGACAUUGAAGCAACAUUUCACUGGCUUUCCAAAGACCAGUGAUUUUCAGUUGAAGGAAGAAAGGCUUUUAUCUCCAAAAGAUGGAGAAAUAUUGCUUGAGGCUGUCUAUCUAAGUGUGGACCCUUACAUGAGGCCCUACAGUAAAGUCCGGAUGAAAGAGGGAGAUGUGAUGAUCGGUGCUCAAGUUGCCAAGGUAAUUCAGAGCAAAAAUCCCAACUUCAUUGUAGGCAGUCAUGUGAUUACACACUGCGGCUGGAGGACCCACAGCUUAUCCGAUGGCUCAGACUUGACUCCAUUGCUUUCUGACUGGCCACAAGAUCAGCCUGUCUCGCUGGCAGUAGGUGCCAUUGGCAUGCCUGGUCUGACUGCCCUCUAUGGCCUAGAGGAGGUGUGUAAUAUAAAGGAGGGAGAGACUGUGUUGGUCAAUGCAGCGGCUGGAGCAGUGGGCUCUGUGGUGGGACAAAUUGCCAAGAUCAAGGGAUGUCGAGUAGUGGGUUGUGCAGGGACAGACGAGAAAGUGUCUUACCUGAAGGAACUGGGUUUUGACGAGGCCUUCAACUACAAGACAGUCAGCUCACUCCAGAAAGCUCUAGAAAAGGCAUCUCCGGAUGGAUAUGACUGCUACUUUGAUAAUGUCGGGGGAGACUUCUCCAGUGUUGUAAUGCCACUUAUGAAACCUUUUGGAAGGAUUGCUGUGUGCGGGAGCAUUUCUAUGUACAAUGACGUCACUACACAAACAGGUCCAUACAUUUACCAAUAUAUGGUCUUCAAGCAGCUGCGCAUGGAGGGAUUCCUCGUCACACGCUGGGAACAUAAGAACCCAGAGUCAUUGAGGCGGCUUCUGACCUGGACAAGAGAGGGGAAAAUCAAUUGUAGGGAGCAUGUCACUGAAGGUUUUCUAAACAUGCCCUCCGCCUUCAUGGGCAUGCUACAAGGGGACAACAUAGGAAAAGCCGUUGUGAAGAUGUGACUUAAUCCCAAAUACAUCAUCCCAAAUGCAUCUCACUAUCAAAUGCAACAAGUGCUGUAGGCUUUGCAGUGUAUGGAGGGGAAAGAAUGAUGACCUAGUCACUACUAAUGGGGAAAUCUGUCUCUCAAUCUUGUCAAUCAAUUAAUUUGAAUUAAUCAAUUAUUAAAAAAUAAUAAAUUAAAUGUAGUUAUUGCUACAUUGGUAAUUGUACUUUUCUGUUAGGCCUAUUUGUUUUUCAGCAUCAGGAACGCAGUAUGUUUUUUAAUUUCCUGAAUAAGAUGUAUGCACAGAUAUCUUCAGAGGAAGAUCCCACUGGAGGAUCGAAACGUUGCCUAAAAUAAAAAGUGUAUUUUUGGAGCCUACCAACCCCAUCUUCUACUGAUCAAGGGAUCUAUCUGCACCUUAUUCCGCCAUGCUAGAAAUGUAUUUUCUUCUGCCUUGUGCUCAAUCUUCCUGUUGGCUAGUUCCGGCUAAUUAGCUUCAUUGGGAUAACAUGGCAGAAGAGAGGAUGGAGAGGCUAACUUAGGUGGAAAUAAAAAAAAAAAUGGCAUCAGUAAAUUAGAUGGCGAUAUUGUACUUUGCCAAGGCUAUUCACCUCUAGAGUGUUGAGUAUAAAUUUAGGUUACAUGAAAUGUAAUAGGGCUCGGGCACACACCUUGCAUUCUAGGAAUAUUGCCGCCAUGUUGGUAGCGCACCGAACGUAAUAUCCAUUCAUUCAGAUGCAGAAGACGAGAAGCAGAAAUAUAGUAUUAGCAAUUCUUUUCCUCUUGCGGUCCUGGGUUGCGCUGUUACACCCCACUACACAGCAACAUACGACCAGGAAGGCAAAAACUAAGUAACAGGAACACACUAAAGGCGGGAGUAAAUCCAUAGUAAUCCAUAGUAAACUAAGGAGUGAGGCUGCCAAUAUGGCUGUGCCCGCAAAGUUUUCACGUCAUGAUCCCGAGCCCUAUUAUAUUAACAUUCUGCACAUCAUCUGCGAUGGGCAAGAAAUGCAAAAUGCAAACCCAUUAUUCUUUGUUGGAUUGCUCACAAAGUUCUAAUCACACUGAUAUCACAUGCAUAUCAUCUGACAGAGCACAAUCUCUUUCCGAUGGUUGCUGUCAGACAUGGGCAGUAUUUCAAUUAUAUGUAUUUUAGAUACGUAUUGAAUUACUUUAGCGUAUUUUGUCAUUUGUAUUUUGCAGGAUUGGAAAAAAUCAAAUGUAAUUUGUAACAAAAUACUUUGAGGGAUUGUGUUUAGAGUAUUUCAAAUACUAAAAUACUUAACAAUCUGUCAUUUUCCCCUCAAAUUAGCCAAAAAAAUUCAUCACUCAGUUAAAUAUAGCCUCUUACCUAUAACCAUGACAAUAUGCUAUGCUAGUCCAGGAGCCAAAGGUCAGAAUCUGGGUGAACCUGGUUUUGUAGCCUAUGUUUUUUUUUUUUUUUUUUUUUUUUUUGCGGUUUCUUGUUGUUAGGGGUUACUUACAGGAUGUUUCUUUAUUUGUCCCCCAUGUUGCCAGCAGGUAUGAAGGCAAAAGGCAUGCAUUUAUAGCACAAAGGGAAAUGCUGUUCAAUUUAAAAAGGCUAACCUGUUCAAUUUGUCGUACUUUCAUUGAAUACGGAAAAUGAUGGUGGGUGCUUUGUCACAGUUGAUUCCACUGUUGCAAAGCCUGCUUGUUGUCAGUUCAAUCAUCUCUAUCAUUUCUAUAAUUUCUAUUGAUUUGGGAUGCUGAUUAUUUUUUACUAGAUUUACUUCAUAGGAGCCCCAAAGUAAAGAAUGUAGUCCUCUGCCAGCCAAUCAGAAACUAGUGCUUCUUGUAGUUUGUAUUAAAUGUUGGUAGGCUAUAGGCUACCAUGAUUAUUGUGGGGGUAUUUUUGUAUUUUCUAAUUACUAAUUACUUGUAUUUUACUUAAAUAAAAUUUUCACAUCA
Molecule: messenger RNA, 2964 nt
Organism: Sardina pilchardus (European sardine)
Lineage: Eukaryota; Metazoa; Chordata; Actinopteri; Clupeiformes; Clupeidae
Product: prostaglandin reductase 1-like
Exons: 10
Coding region: 29-1051 (340 amino acids)
Biological process (GO): prostaglandin metabolic process
Cellular component (GO): cytoplasm
Molecular function (GO): 15-oxoprostaglandin 13-reductase [NAD(P)+] activity; 2-alkenal reductase [NAD(P)H] activity
Source: RefSeq, a predicted model, not a curated record